AUGGUGGACGCAGCAGCAGCAGAGCAGUACCUGGAUGCCAACCCAGCGUUCGCCAAGGAAUACUUUGACAUCAACUUCCGGCCUAAGAUCGUCUCAGACCUGCUGGACAACAAUCGGAAGUCCACUUUGGACGUCACCAAGUUUCACGAACUGUCAUCGGUGGAGGAGAGUGAGAUCCUCUUCGACCUGAUCCGAGACAUCCAGGACAACCUGCAGAUGGAGAAGUCCAUCUUUAACCUCAUGAAAAACCUCAGCUUCAUGUUGAGGGCCGACCGCAUGAGCCUCUUCAUGUACCGCCAGAGGAACGGUGUGGCUGAGCUGGCAACCAGGUUAUUUAAUGUCCAUAAAGAUGCACUCCUUGAUGACUGCCUGGUGCAUCCUGACAGUGAGAUUGUGUAUCCGUUGGAUCUUGGCAUUGUGGGUAGCGUGGCUUCUACCAAGAGGAUGGCUAACAUUUACAAUGUGGCAGAUAGCCCUCAUUUCAGUGACUUUGUGGACGAACUGACUGAGUAUAAGACCAAAAACGUCCUCGCCAUACCUAUCAUGAACGGUAAAGAUAUGGUGGCGGUCAUGAUGGCCCUCAACAAAUUGGACGGGCCACACUUCGAUACCAAAGAUGAGGAGACCCUGAACAAGUACCUGAACUUUGCUAACCUGAUCCUGAGAGUUUUCCACCUGAGCUACCUGCACAACUGUGAGACCAGGAAGGGACAGAUGCUGCUGUGGUCGGCCAGCAAAGUGUUUGAAGAGCUGACAGACAUUGAAAGGCAGUUCCACAAGGCCUUGUACACAGUCAGAGCUUUCCUCAACUGUGACCGCUACUCUGUGGGUCUGCUGGACAUGACCAAGACAAAGGAGUUCUUCGACCUGUGGCCCGUUCUGAUGGGAGAAGUCCCACCGUAUGAUGGACCCAAAACACCUGAUGGCAGGGAAAUCAUCUUCUACAAGAUCAUCGACUACAUUCUGCACGGCAAAGAGGACAUCAAAGUCAUACCGACUCCUCCAGCAGAUCACUGGGCGCUGAUCAGCGGUUUGCCCACCUACGUAGCAGAGAAUGGACUGAUCUGUAACAUAAUGAACAUCAAUGAGGAUGAUAUGUUCAACUUCCAGAGAGAGCCCCUGGACAGCUCCGGCUGGACCAUUAAGAACGUCUUGUCUUUGCCAAUCGUCAACAAGAAAGAAGAGAUAGUGGGUGUGGCCACGUUCUAUAACAGGAAGGAUGGGAAACCCUUUGAUGAAAUGGACGAAACACUGAUGGAGUCUCUGACCCAGUUCCUUGGCUGGUCGGUGCUGAACACUGACACCUACGAUAAGAUGAACAAGCUGGAGAACAGGAAGGACAUCUUCCAGGACAUGGUGAUGUACCACGUCAAGUGUCGCAAGGACGAGAUCCAGCACGUUCUGAACACCAGAGAGAGAUGGGGAAAGGAGCCGGAUGAGUGCGAGGAGGAGGAGCUCCAACAGAUUCUGGCAGAGGUUUUGCCGAACACUAAGAAAUGUGAGAUCUUAGAGUUUCACUUCUACGACUAUCACCACAGUGAAUUGGACCUGGUGUUGUGUGGCAUCAAGAUGUACUACGAACUGAAAGUGGUGGACAAGUUUCACGUUCCCAGAGAGGCCCUGACAAGGUUCAUAUAUUCACUCAGUAAAGGCUACAGGAGGAUCACUUACCACAACUGGAGACACGGAUUCAACGUUGGACAGACCAUGUUCACCCUGCUGAUGACAGGUGAUUUGAAGCGCUACUUCACAGACCUGGAGUGUAUGGCCAUGGUGACCGCUGGCCUCUGUCACGAUAUCGACCACAGAGGAACCAACAACCUCUACCAGAUGAAGUCUGGUAAUCCACUGGCGAAACUUCAUGGCUCUUCCAUCCUGGAAAGACACCAUCUGGACAUUGGCAAGACUCUGCUGAGAGAUGAUAGUUUGAACAUUUACCAGAAUCUGACCAGUCGCCAGCAUGACCACGUCAUCCACCUCAUGGACAUCGCCAUUAUCGCCACUGACCUGGCUCUCUACUUCAAGAAGAGGACGAUGUUCCAGAAGAUCGUGGACCAAUCCAAGACCUACGAGAACUGGAAUGAGUGGACCCAAUACAUGCAGCUGGAGACCACGCGCAAAGAGAUUGUCAUGGCCAUGAUGAUGACAGCUUGUGACCUCUCUGCUAUCGCCAAACCAUGGGAGAUCCAGAGCAAGGUGGCGCUGUCUGUAGCGGCUGAGUUCUGGGAGCAGGGAGACCUGGAGAGGACAGUCCUGGAGCAGCAACCCAUUCCCAUGAUGGACAGAACCAAAUCAGAUGAUCUACCGAAGAUGCAGUGUGGUUUCAUCGACUUCGUGUGUGCUUUUGUGUACAAGGAGUUCAGUCGUUUCCACCCGGAGAUUACCCCCAUGCUGGAUCGCCUGCUGAACAACAGGAAGGAGUGGAACGCUAUGAAGGAGAUUCACGAAGCCAAGCUGGCUGCUCUGGAGGCGGCCAAGGCAGCCAAGGAGGAGGAAGCUGGGAAAGCUGCAGCCGCCAAACAAGCGAGUGCAGCCCAGUCACAGUCAAAGACGUGUAUCAUCAGCUAA
Molecule: messenger RNA, 2568 nt
Organism: Scomber japonicus (chub mackerel)
Lineage: Eukaryota; Metazoa; Chordata; Actinopteri; Scombriformes; Scombridae
Gene: pde6a
Product: phosphodiesterase 6A, cGMP-specific, rod, alpha
Exons: 23
Coding region: 1-2568 (855 amino acids)
Biological process (GO): signal transduction
Molecular function (GO): 3',5'-cyclic-nucleotide phosphodiesterase activity; protein binding
Source: RefSeq, a predicted model, not a curated record